AUGUCCAGUGAAAGCACCAAAUCCACACAAGUAUCAGGAGUUGAUUCGAAUGGCGAUGGAAUCAUAGGUGGUACAGUACGUGCUGAUGGAUCUGUGAGGAAAACAUUAAAAGUUAGACCUGGAUUCACACCAAAGGAAGAAGUCAAGAGAUAUGAUGUUAGAGAAAGAAGAAGACAAAGGGAAGAAGAGAAAACAGAAGAAAAAACCAAAAAUGAAGAAGUAAUACGAAAUCCAGGGUCGAGACCUAAUAGACAGUUCAACGCAAUCAAUAACAUUCUGAAGGCAAAUUCAUCAAAACCACAGAAAAAAGAAGAUAAGAGUAUUGAUGAUGUGGAAUCAUCACUAAGAAAACUUGGAUUGAAUAGUAAAGGAAAUGGAGUCAAUAGUGUUUCAAAUGUCAAUAGGAGGAAAGAAACAAUAUGCCUCGAAACAACAGAGACCAAAGAUCAGGAAGAACCAACAAAACCGAAGAAGUACAUCCCACCAUCAAGAAGGAACAAAUGA
Messenger RNA from Hansenula ciferrii, 504 nucleotides. Its product is annotated as mago-binding domain-containing protein. The transcript has a single exon. Gene Ontology annotation, cellular component: exon-exon junction complex; cytoplasm. Bases 1 to 504 code for a protein of 167 amino acids. Lineage: Eukaryota; Fungi; Ascomycota; Saccharomycetes; Phaffomycetales; Wickerhamomycetaceae. Gene Ontology annotation, biological process: exon-exon junction complex disassembly. The record is from RefSeq and is a predicted model, not a curated record. Gene Ontology annotation, molecular function: RNA binding.